AAGACUAUUAAGUAGUUAUUAGCAAUAGUAAAGUUGUUUCAUAGCCAGAUUAAGUAGAGAAACCUAAGUAGGUACACUAGUAACUGUUCUCUGAAUUCUUUCUUAGAAAAAUCACAUCUCAUCUAAUUUGUGAUCCAGUAAURUGUAUAUAUUGUGGUUAUUUCUAUAAUAGUUUUGUGCAUACCAAUUCCUUAUUGUUACUUGGAUCUAYUCUAGUUCACACUGUAGCCUGGUAGCAUGUUAUAGGUUGAUCUUCCAGUAAAUAUUUAAUUAUGUAAACUUAUUCAUUAAGUGGAAUCACCUGUAUUUGGGAAAAACAGCUGUAGUUCUGUUUGCCAAGAACAGGGAUUUACAAUGUGUAAAUUGUGACAACAUCACUACAUGUCCUUCAAAAAUGAUACCUUCUUGGCAUUUGAGAUCAGUAAGAAAGUCAGUAGUGUCAGAGCUAACUACUAGACCAAUGUCUACAUGUUGCUUCRUGUGUGUUAAGUGUGAGAGAAGUGAAGCACUAACUUCUUGUUUGGURUGUGAUGGAGGUCUGUGUAAACAAUGUUGGGAUCCAAUGCAUCAAAAGCUAAUGCAUCAGAUUGAUCUUAUGGUAAGUGCAAAAAAAGCAGAAUGGGAAAAUCAUUUGCAUGCAGUACAAAUCCAGUUAGAGAAAAGAAACAAAGAACUUGGGUUUACAAAAGCACAGCUGGAACAGAAAACAGAAGAGGUAGAUAGACUACAGCAUAAUGUGAARGAUAUGGAAUUGGCUCAGCAUGGUGUUAUUGAUGAGUAUGAACAGCAUGUGAUACGUUUAAAAGAAGAGGUUGAUAACUUGAAGUAUGAGCAUGAAAAGUUACAGAAAAAAUCUGGAAAGCAAACUUUUCAUGUGGAAAAAGAGCGUGAUCAGCUUUUUGCUGACUUGAAGUUGAAAGAAUCAGAAAUACAACGACUGAACAGCYGGAUUGAGGACUAUAAGAUCAAAGCAAAAGACUUUGAAGGAGCUCGCUAUGCAUUUGAAGAAAGAGUAAAUGCACUUGAAAGUCAGAAAAAAGCCCUYAUAGAAAAGACAGACCUCAGUCAGCAACAAAUUCUUGGGUAUCAAACACAGCUUAACAAAAGGCGACACAUGUUGGAAGAUUUAGAACAUGACCAUCAAAAACAACUGAGAGAGUUGCAGGCUCAGUGUAAAAGGUUAAAAGAUGAGACAGAGACAAAGGAUGACACUAUUGCAGAAUCUGAACAGGCUGCAGAACAAGAUCAACAAAAGCACUCAGAKGAUAUCAUGAAGUUAGAGCAUAGCUUAGUAUUGAAGGAUGAAGUCAUUAGACAAUUUGAAGGAGCAACUACAAGAGUGGAAAAUAUGGAAAUGAAAAAUUUAAAAGAAGACCUAAGAACAACAAGAAUUGAAAUACAGUCACAUGCUGACAAUGAAGCCUUCCUAAGAGAAGAACUUAAUCAUGCUAAUAAAAAGCUAGAGGAUGGCAACAAACUGAAUGCUAAAUUACAAAGUCAUUUGAAGAAAAAGGAAGAGGAAUUAAAGAAAAUUAAAGAAGAAGAAUUGCAAGGACUUGUAAAUGAAAUAGCCAAGCUGCAGGAAAAACUGUUUUCUGUAGAAGAAGGACAUUUUGGAGCUGUGCAUGGUAUGCAGACUGAAGUACAGACUUUAGCAUCUGAACUACAUAAAAGGGACACAUCCAUGGCAGAUGUUAGUGAAAGAAUCCAAAGAAUGGAGAAAGAUUUGAGAGAUGCCACUACUAGAUAUGACAGCUGUGCUGCAGAACUACAGGUGACCAACGCACAAUUAGAAGCACUYAGGUUAGAAAAUAAACAUUUACGAGAUUCAGCGCAUGAUCAACUGGACCUCUCUGAUGUUUACAAGGGCAAUAUGGAGUUCAUUGCACAAGUAGAGAAUGAAAACCGAGAGUUAAGAAUUGAGGUGGUGCAUUUACGAGAUCAACUGUCCUUAGAGCAAGCCAAUCAACAAAAUAAACUUUAUCAAGCCUUAACUGACAGUGAAGCAAGACAACGUGAACAUCUGGGUAGUGCUGAACGAAAAAUUGCGACAUUAGAGGAUAGAUUGGGGUCCACUAUAAAAAACUACGAAGCACAAAUACAUUUCUUGAAGAAUGAAAACCGUAAAAUGKCAAAAACAAGAUGGUCGUCUGACAAGAAAGGGACCGUUGAAAAUAAAAAUAGACUAGAUGGGGGUCACACAAGUAACAGUGAAUAUACGGACACUGAAGCUUUAACUUAUGCAGACCUUGGAGGAGCAGCCACAACAGAGAACACUGCUGGUAGUUUUGGAUCAAGAAGAACAUCUCUGACUGCCGACUUUAUAACCGAAGAAAAUCGACGCGAAAAAGAACUUCAGCGAAUUUUAGAUGGCCGAAUAGCUGAUUUAAAAGCUGAUACAGACUUAAUUAUUCAAAAGUAUACAUAACGUCCUUUAAUGUUGUUCAUGAAUACCUUGUAUUAUUAUUUAUUUAUGGCAUUGUACUGGGGUCGCUUGUACGAAGGGUGAAGAGCAGUGAUCUAGUAGAUAACUUUAUCAAUCCUACGCGCAGCCGGCCCUAGAGAGAAAAAAGUGGUACUGUGUUAAUAAAAUUCUAUWCUGUACUGAA
This is a messenger RNA of Exaiptasia diaphana, 2609 nucleotides long. Its product is annotated as centrosomal protein of 63 kDa. The transcript is spliced from 20 exons. The record is from RefSeq and is a predicted model, not a curated record. The coding region runs from base 395 to 2428 and encodes 677 amino acids. NCBI's taxonomy places the organism in Eukaryota, Metazoa, Cnidaria, Anthozoa, Actiniaria, Aiptasiidae. Gene Ontology annotation, cellular component: centriole. Gene Ontology annotation, biological process: centriole replication; de novo centriole assembly involved in multi-ciliated epithelial cell differentiation.